AUGCAGCGGCAACCCUUCUCUCCGCCCCAGAAAUCCCCAGAACUGUUCCAUCCCCGACCUCAGCACAUCUCCCAAGUACCCAUGAUGCGAUCGCCGCCGCCACCUGCCUCCCAGAACUCAUCACAACCCCAGCUAAACAGCUAUGGAAAUCCCUAUCAGUCCCCUCCCGCAGGAGCAGGUGGAGGCGCAGGGUUUGGACCGAGCUUCAACUUUAUUUCCGACCCAACGGCACAGAUGGGAUUCCAAGUCGGACAGCAUGCAAUGAAGGCCGGGCAAGAGUAUAUGGAGCAGAAUUUGAACCGGUAUAUUUCAGUCUCAGCUCUGAAGCACUACUUCAACGUGUCAAACUCAUACGUCGUGCGGAAAUUGCUGCUCGUCCUGUUUCCCUGGCGGCAUAAGCCAUGGACGCGGCAGCAAGCUCGAAUGACCACCUCCUCCACCACAGCUGACGGCACAAUGACUCAACAAUCGUACUCCUUCAACUAUCUCCCGCCACGAGAUGACCUGAACUCGCCGGACAUGUACAUCCCGAUCAUGGCCUUGAUUACCUACAUUCUCCUGUCAACCGUGCUGGCCGGAGUCAGAGGGUCAUUCCACCCCGAAUUAUUAGGUAGCAUCACUAGCACGGCAAUCUUCGUCAUCAUCUUCGAGAUCAUCGUUCUGAAAAUUGCAAUGUAUAUGCUCAGCAUCACCAAUGACUCGCAGCUCCUUGACCUCGUCGCGUACUCUGGCUACAAAUUUGUGGGGGUCAUAGUCACUCUUUUUGGCAGUGAGCUCCUUACGGGUGGCAGUGGUACAAACAACUGGGUGGGCUGGACUCUGUUCCUGUACACCUGGUACGCAAACGGGUUUUUCUUGCUCCGGUCUCUCAAAUAUGUCUUGUUACCCGAUGCGUCAGGGGACCCAACAGCCAUGCGAGGCGGAAGUUCCUACACUGUUGCACGAGCGCAAAAGAACCGCCGCACUUAUUUUCUGGCGCUUUAUGCUUUCGUCAUACAAAUGUUGUUCAUGUGGAUCUUGAGCCGCGAGGAAGCUGCGGUCAAGACGGUCGCCACCCGACUCGCAGGUCCAAAAGCUUAG
Molecule: messenger RNA, 1080 nt
Organism: Cladophialophora yegresii CBS 114405
Lineage: Eukaryota; Fungi; Ascomycota; Eurotiomycetes; Chaetothyriales; Herpotrichiellaceae
Exons: 3
Coding region: 1-1080 (359 amino acids)
Biological process (GO): endoplasmic reticulum to Golgi vesicle-mediated transport
Cellular component (GO): endoplasmic reticulum membrane; endoplasmic reticulum-Golgi intermediate compartment; COPII-coated ER to Golgi transport vesicle
Source: RefSeq, a predicted model, not a curated record